This is a messenger RNA of Spodoptera exigua (beet armyworm), 915 nucleotides long. Lineage: Eukaryota; Metazoa; Arthropoda; Insecta; Lepidoptera; Noctuidae. The record is from the annotation of a GenBank genome assembly.
AUGUGCAGCAGUGGGCGAAAUCAGGCUGAUAAGGAUGUCGAAUUUUGCGUAGGAAAGCAUGCUUCGGGAGGAAGUAAAACAACGGUCUUUUUCUUACAGAGGCGACGUGGCCGCGGCGGCAGACGGCGUGGUCGUCAGCGAGUCACCACCAACCCACCAGAUGAUGAUUCCAAGAAUGGCUCCAGUACAGAAGUACCGAUUGCUCGCGCCGCUGAUAUAGACAGAAAAGGUCCAGUGAACCGGUCCCCUCACUUUGACAUGUACGAACCACCUGGCAAGGAAUGGGAAUCAGGCUACGUGGAGAUGCCAAAGGAUUUAUACCAAGCCCAUUUAAGACCAGGAGUCAUUUUUAGGAUUCAUAUGUCUGAAGCCAUACUCAAAAUGCAGUAUAGAAAUUACGGGGAAGACAAAGACGAAUCUGUGAUCGAAGCUGAUGUAGAAUACCUUCGGUUGACGAGGAAGGUCAUCAACGAUGAGAUCACCAAGUUCGAAGACCUGCAAUGGCUGAUCGGGUGGUUCCACAACAGAUCCGAGUUAAUAAAGGAACAUUUGUGCAAUACUAGAUAUUAUACUGUUGGAACUCCACCAACGAUGUUCACCCACUCAGAAGAGUAUAUGAAACGACUAUGUCUAUUUGAUAGUGUUUACAUUGAUCACAUACCCUAUGUUAUUGGCGAGGAUAGCUCAAUAAUGGCAGCAGUGGCGCCCCCUGUGUUACACUGUGAUGCUGCUUCUUGUACUUCUGUGCCGUUUAUUGACAGGGUCGGGCGAGAGGGAGUGUCAGACAGACUCCUACUGGCUAAAAACCCCCCGUUCUUCUAUUGCUCUGGGUCGAGGUCGUGGUGCCUCAUUGCGCUUACCCCGCAACCACGACUGAACAUCAGCCCUAAUAGGGCCCCGUCUAUAGUGGUCUAA